GGACUUCGCGAGUCUUUCGCCACAGGCAGGUCAGGGAGAGCAAGAGAGCCCAGUUCGGAGGAGAGGAUGUGGGUAUGCUGACAUCUGCACGCCAGCGGUUUAACUGGAAGACGACCGCAGGCAGGCGGACAGAAAAACGGCCUUAGCGACUUUGGAGACACUCUGAGAAAUGUAACCUAUCCGAGAAGAUGGUUGUGUCCUUACGGACACCCUGAAGCUCAGCCCGUCACGGUUGCCUCUGCGGUCGCUCGCCGUCAUGAGGGGGCGCUGCUCCAGAAAGCUGGCCGUGUUGGCCAAGGCCGGCCUCUUGCUGUGGCUCCUGUGGCUGGGUUAUCUUCUGCUGGAACGAGCCUCUUUCCCGUCGUCUUCCUCUGCAGGAGAAGAUGAGGAGGAGCAAAACCUCCAGGCCAGGCAGCUGGCUUUAGAAGAGAGCGGGAUAGACGGGCAGCUGGCCAGGCCCGUCUAUGUUAAGCCUCCAGCAGACGUCAACGCGCCGGGGGAGUGGGGCCAGGCCACCCACCUCAACCUCAGUCCCGAAGAGAAGAAGCAGCAAGAGGAGAGCGUGGAGCGGUACGCCAUUAACAUUUACGUCAGCGACAAGAUCUCCCUCCAUCGGCACAUCCAGGACCACAGAAUGAAUGAAUGCCGGGCUAAGAAGUUUGAUUACCGACAUUUACCCACAACUUCUGUGAUCAUCGCCUUCUACAAUGAGGCCUGGUCCACUCUGCUGAGGACAAUUCACAGCGUGCUGGAGUCCACGCCGGCCAUCCUGUUGAAGGAGAUCAUCCUAAUCGAUGACUUCAGUGACAGAGGCUACCUGAAAUCCCAGCUUGCUGAGUACAUCAGUAAUCUGCAACGCGUGCGGCUCAUUCGCACAAACAAAAGGGAAGGGCUGGUACGCGCGCGUCUCAUCGGCGCCACCUACGCUACAGGGGAUGUCCUGACAUUUCUCGAUUGCCACUGCGAGUGUGUCCCCGGCUGGAUCGAGCCCCUGCUGGAAAGGAUUGCUCAGAACGCCAGCACCAUCGUCUGCCCUGUGAUCGACACCAUUGACUGGAACAACUUUGAGUUUUACAUGCAGACAGACGAGCCGAUGAUUGGAGGCUUUGACUGGAGACUCACCUUUCAGUGGCACUCUGUUCCUGAAGCGGAACGUCAGAAGCGAAAGUCUCGCACUGAGCCCAUCAGGUCUCCAACCAUGGCAGGAGGAUUAUUUGCUGUGAGCAAAGCCUUUUUUGAAUACCUUGGCACAUAUGAUAUGGGCAUGGAGGUGUGGGGAGGAGAAAACCUGGAACUUUCUUUCAGAGUGUGGCAGUGCGGCGGCAGUCUGGAGAUCCAUCCCUGCUCCCACGUUGGCCACGUGUUCCCUAAAAAGGCCCCAUACGCUCGACCCAACUUUCUCCAGAAUACCGUGCGGGCCGCGGAGGUCUGGAUGGGCUCCUACAAACAGCACUUCUACAACAGGAACCCUCCAGCCAGAAAGGAGAACUACGGAGACAUCUCGCAGCGGGAGCAGCUGAGGGACAAGCUGAAAUGCAAAAGCUUUGAAUGGUAUUUGAAGAACAUCUACCCAGAUCUACACAUCCCUGAGGACCGGGAAGGCUGGCACGGGGCUGUACGCAGCUCGGGGUUACAAUCAGAGUGUCUUGAUUACAACGCUCCAGAUCACAGUCCCAUUGGAGCCCAGCUUUCUCUGUUUGGCUGCCACGGCCAGGGAGGCAACCAGUACUUUGAAUACACUUCCCAGAAGGAGAUCCGUUUCAACUCGGUGACGGAGCUGUGUGCCGAGGUACUCGAGGGACAAACCUCCAUUGGAAUGAGACACUGUCCUCGGGACGGGGAAGCAAAGCCUCCCAGCAUCAUGUGGGAUUUCAAACAGGACGGGACCAUCUACCACCCUCACUCAGACAUGUGCGUGACGGCUUAUCGCACGACAGAGGGGCGCACGGACGCACAGAUGAGGCGGUGCGACCCGGCCGACAGGAACCAGCAGUGGAAGUUUGAGUGGUAGAAAGGGGAAUUAAGACUUUACCAGGAAAACUCAAGUGACCUUCUGUGACCUUUGUGCAAUUACUACACUGGUGCGCUUUUCCGUUACCCAUGAUUUCCUCGCUCUCCGCGUUUGUGUCGGAUCGAACUGGGAAUGACAAACAGAAAGGUCUUGAAAAUGUCACUUUAAGCCACUGAUUUGCUCUGCUGAUUGCUUGAAUGAGUGCAGAGUUGCUGAGAAUUUCAAUUUUAUUCGAACCCUUUAAAAAACAACAGCAAGCAGACUGUUUUAUUCAAGUGCCUGAGCAACAAUAAUGGAGAGCAUUACAAACCUGGGAUUUCUUGCUACGGAGUUGACCCUUCUGCACAAAAAUCAAGAAGAUUAAUAGAAUUAAUUCUUGAAUUAGCUGCAAAGUCAAACUGCACUGCAAUGUUUUUUAUGUGGAAUUUACUUCUCAUGACUUCCUGUUCAAUUCUUUUGCUUGUGUGUACGCAGUCGUCAGACGAUGUAAAAUGUAAGAAUGUAGGCUGCUAAACGAAGAGCUCGGAAUGUAAGGUCACCCGCAUUUUGCACCGCGCCGGUGAUUUCCUGACGUGCCCCGUCAUGUGAGAGGAAAAGGGAGAAUGAAGGAGGGAGCGUGCUGUUGUCAUACUACACUUGCUUCUCAACUCUGUCUCCCGCUCGUGGUGCCAGUUUUACAGCGGAGUUCUGCCUGAACAAGACUUGAAGAAUUCAUUAAGUUCUGGAACUGAGGAACGUUUCGCCCCAGAGAGCUUAGCGAUUUGACGGGAAUGUUGUUACCUAUUCUUACCUGCUGUGUUCGUCUGAGAAUGCCCUUUCGGCUCACCUGUCGCUCCGCCUGAGGAAAACCUGUCAUCCUAAAAUACCCCCGUGUGUGUGUGUGUGUGUGUGUGUGUGUGUGUGUGUGUGUGUGUGUGUGUGU
This is a messenger RNA of Poecilia reticulata (guppy), 2933 nucleotides long. It is a transcript of the gene galnt4, whose product is annotated as POC1 centriolar protein homolog B (Chlamydomonas), like. Gene Ontology annotation, biological process: protein O-linked glycosylation. The record is from RefSeq and is a predicted model, not a curated record. Gene Ontology annotation, cellular component: Golgi apparatus. NCBI's taxonomy places the organism in Eukaryota, Metazoa, Chordata, Actinopteri, Cyprinodontiformes, Poeciliidae. Gene Ontology annotation, molecular function: polypeptide N-acetylgalactosaminyltransferase activity.